GGGGGGGGGGUAUGAAACUUGCCCUCGCCUUCCGUCUUGCAAAGAUUGCUCUGCACUUCCAUUGCUUCCGUCUGGGGAUCCGCAAGGAAAGCGAACCUUGUGCACAGUUCUUCCCAGUCCUGAACUAGCUGCCUGUGAUGGUAUGUUAAUAGCCACAAGCAGUUUCCUAGUUUCGCAGUUACCAAAAGGGGGCAGCUGUUGCCUGCAGUGCAAAAAAUCAAAAGUGCUGUCAUCAUGAGCCUCUUGGUGUGGCUUACGUCCGCUUUCAUUUUUCUGUUUUCCCAAGCACUUGUGUCAUGGAGCAUCCAAGAACUGCACGUCAGCCAGGAAAUCAUUGAGAAAAUUUCAGCAGCUGGCCAGCUAAUGAAUUGCUCUGCCCCAGUUGAUGUCUUGUUUCUGUUCGAUGGAUCCUACAGCAUUGGCAAAGGGAGCUUUGAAAGGUCAAAAUACUUAGCAAUCAAGCUUUGUGAUGCUCUGGACAUCAAUCCAGGAAAGGUCAGAGUGGGAGCAAUACAGUUCAGCAACACUCCUCAUUUGGAGUUCCCUUUGGAUGCAUAUUUCACCAAGCAGGAGAUAAAAGACAAACUCAGGAAGAUUGUGUUCAAAGGUGGGAGAACAGAAACAGGACUUGCUCUGAAAUACAUUCUUCGGAAAGGAUUCUCUGGGGGCAGAAACUCAUCCAUACCUCAGAUCCUUAUAAUCCUAACUGAUGGGAGAUCUCAGGGCAAUGUGGCAGUGCCAGCCAAGCAGUUAAAAGAAAGGGGGAUUGCUGUGUUUGCUGUGGGAGUCAGCUUCCCAAGAUGGGAAGAACUGCAGGCACUAGCCAGUGAGCCGGCCGAAUGGCACAUCCUCUUUGCCGAAGAUGCUGAUGACGCCUCCAAUGGUCUGUAUACCACCCUUACAGAGUUUGCCGUCUGCAGUGCUGCAUUUCCAGGCUGCGGAGCUGAAUCUCACUCUUGCGAACGCAAAACACUCGAGAGAGUCAAAGAGUUUGUUGGAAACUACUUUUGCUGGAAGGGGUCAAAGAGCAAUAAUGCCGUGCGCACAUCGCUCUGCCCAUUUUACAACUGGAGGAACACCUUCAUCAAGUAUCCUUCUAGAUGCUACCGUACCACAUGCCCAGAUCCUUGUGGUUCUCAGCCUUGCCAGAAUGGAGGCACAUGCAUUCAGCAGGGAUUAGAAGGAUACCACUGUGUCUGCCCAGUUGGCUUUGGAGGAGAUGCUAAUUGCGCACCCAAGCUAAGUCUAGAAUGCAGCGUAGACCUUCUUUUCCUGGUGGACAGCUCAUCCAGUACCACCCUCGAAGGCUUCUUGCGCUAUAAAGCUUUCCUGAAAAGGUUUAUCCAAGCCGUGUGGAGUAGAGGGAGCCCAGGGAAUGUGGGUGUGGCCCAGUACAGCAACGAUGUCAAAAUGGCCGCCGGCAUCGGAGACCACCAAGAUGCGCUCAGUCUGGUGAAGGCUGUUGAUUCCAUGCAGUUCAGAGGAGGAAGCACCUUCACUGGCAAAGCUUUGCGGUACGUUACACAGCAUGGUUUUAAGAGCGGCCCAGUCUUUGCUGAUACACCCGAUGACCUCCCACGUGUGGUGGUCUUGCUCACGGAUUCAAAUGCUCAGGAUUCGGUGGCAGAGGCAGCCAAGUACAGCAGAGGCCAAGAUGUCUUCCUCAUAGGCAUUGGCAGCGAAUCGUUGAAAGCAGAGCUGGAUAAUAUUACAGGGAAUCCAAAGUGGACACUGAUCUACUCAUCCCCACAAGAUCUCUUCAACAAGAUUACUGAACUACAAAGGAAAAUAUGCAGCAUAGACAGCCAAGGCUGCCCAUCUCAAUCUAUGGACUUGGUAUUUGCUUUGGACUCUUCAGCUUCUGUUGGAAGGAAUAACUUUGUGCAGCUGAAAACCUUUGUCAGCAGCCUCUCUCUCCAAUUUGACAUCAAUCGGGAUGUGACUCAGGUAGGCCUCGUUGUCUUUGGGAAAAGGCCUCACACCACAUUUGGGCUGGACACACAUGUGACCAGCUCAGAUCUCCAUGAAGCCAUCAGUCAAGCUCCCUUUGUAGGUGGCUCUGCCUCGGUUGGCAGCUCCUUGCUCCAUAUUUAUGACGAUCUCAUGACUGUCCAAAAAGGAGCAAGGCCUGGUGUGAAGAAGAUUGUGGUGGUGGUCACAAGUGGAGCUGGAGUGGAGGAUGCCGUUGUCCCAGCUCAACAGCUACGUAAUAAUGACGUAUCACUACUGGUUAUUGGGAUGGAACAAGUUCAUGCGAGCUCAUUGCUGAAGAUUGCAGGUUCUCACAAUAAUCUCUUGAGGAUUCCUUCCUAUGAAGAGCUAAAAAAUAAUGAAGAACUUAUCCUUGAAAGAAUAUGUGAUGAGGCCAAGAAGCCAGCAAACCUCUGCAAACCCAACCCCUGCAUGAAUGAUGGAGUUUGUGUUUCUGGAAAUGGCAGCUACUUGUGUCGGUGCCAAGGCUGGGUAGGACCUCACUGUGAAAACAGAAUUCAGAGAAGUGACAUGUCACAGAUGCAUCCAGCAAUGGUCCAUGCUCCACAAAACCGACGCGGCUGGCGACAGCUGUCUCGAUCUCUCCAGCAUUCCAAAAGGCAGAUUCCAGAGACUCACUGACUACCUUCAGCUACUGAAAACAUUGUACGAAAGAACUGAAACACAGUCAGCGUUUGCAAGCAAUAAUGCUGUUGCCCAAAGCACAAGAGUUUUGCACAGAAUCACUUCCUGGUACGCCAAAUGAGGUGACCAAUAUCUAGUUUGUGUUGAUAUUAGAUAUUUAUUAUUGCUGUACUGACACUUUCACCAUUUAAGGUCAGCAUCUCUUCUACAGAUUUCAGUUUCUGUACUGGAUUGGACAUUCUUGGGAAAGUUGGUACCAUUUUAAAGUUCAGAUCAAACCAGCAAAAUGGCUAAGGUUUGAUUUAUAUUGUUUACACAAGCCUGAAUUUCCCUGACCAUCGAGAAAUUCCAGGCAUGCAGUGCUUACUUGGGUUUGGUUUCCUUGGGAAGGAGGUCACUGGAGGCUUAUGCCUUCUUUUAAUUAUUUGAAUUUAUUUACAAUACAUGCAGGUUAAAAAAAGUGAUAGCUUUAAGUUUAAGCCUUUAACUCCAAUAUAUAGCCAAAAUCCACUGCUCCCCCAUUGGAUCUCCACAGCGAAGCCCCCUCCAAAGGCACUUGCCUUCUGUGUCUGACAUCCCAACUCAUAAUGCAGUCCACUCACAGCUAACUUGCCGUCUGCCCCUGGAUUAAGGUGGAGGAAAUGAGGGUGGUUCAUUUUCUCCAAUUAAUUUUUCUAAUCAAUUUUCAAGCUUCCCAAUCCACUGGCUGUAAGAAUCCUUUUGCAGUAAAUUCUAUCAGUUUGACUAUGCAUUGUGCAACAAUGUAGAAGGCAAACAGGCCCACCUCAUGACUUUAUUAGGAAUGGCUUCCUUAGCAGAAUGCGCCCUGUGCUUGCAAAAGCAAUCUGUUGGCUAGCUCUGGGUAUUGGUUGUACAUCACUUGUGGUACAACCAACACUCAGAACUUGUGCCAUUCACGGUUAUUUUCUGUGUUGUCAUCUAUAUGGUUUUUUGGGUGGUUUUUUUUGCUCUCUGCAUCUUCUGUCUGCGGGAAGAAAACUUGUUAAAUUGGGCCUGACAGGCAUUUUUGCAGUUCUAAAGCGCCACAUCAGCAGCUCACCUGUUGCAAUAUUUAAUAAGCGUUUGACUUUCUGCACCAGCUUCAUUUCGUUAUGCCAUUCCAUCGUGCAGUAACUUAAUGUGAAAAAUAACUUGUUGGGGAAAUGCUGAUGAGUAAUAACAGGAAUUGGGUACGAGGUUAAGGUAGGUAUAAAGCUGUUU
This is a messenger RNA of Lacerta agilis (Sand lizard), 3837 nucleotides long. RefSeq names its product von Willebrand factor A domain containing 2 (gene VWA2). Gene Ontology annotation, cellular component: basement membrane. Gene Ontology annotation, biological process: calcium-independent cell-matrix adhesion. Gene Ontology annotation, molecular function: calcium ion binding. The transcript has 15 exons. NCBI's taxonomy places the organism in Eukaryota, Metazoa, Chordata, Lepidosauria, Squamata, Lacertidae. Bases 235 to 2613 code for a protein of 792 amino acids. The record is from RefSeq and is a predicted model, not a curated record.